AUGACCUCAAAUGACCGCCAUGCCUCCCAUGACUCUCCCUACCGGACCGGUCAACAUGUCACUGUCGGACAGAGUCACCAUGCGCCCCUGACUUCAGUCGCCACCAGUGCCGUUGACUCCCACCAAGACCUCUCGCAGACAUACCACGAUGAAUCCAAACGACCCUCAGUCUCCUCAACUCAGCUGGCCCAGUCACCUGCCAGACCAUACUCCCCCGGCAUGCGUUCCGUGUCAUCUCCCAAGCGUGCUGGCCCGGAGGAAGUCGUCUCCCCCGGCGAGAUUCAAAUGCAGAACUUUGCUGAUGGCGCACCUCCUCCCCCACCGGUGGCUCAUUCCUGGAAGAAGAUCGACCGCUGGGCUGAGAAGAACUAUCCAGAGCUUUGGGAUCAGCUGGGCGAAGGCUGUACGCAAAAUGACAUUAACGAGCUGGAACACGAGUUGAACAUGUCAUUACCGCAAGACGUGCGCGAGUCCCUCGCCAUCCAUGAUGGGCAAGAGCGCGGUGGCAGACCAACUGGGAUUAUUUUUGGUUGCAUGCUGCUAGAUUGCGAAGAAAUUGUCCAGGAAUGGAAGAACUGGCAGAUUGUCAACGAGGAGUAUCUGGCCGGUACGCGGAAACCAUCCUACAGCUCCAAGGGCCUCAGUAACGGCGCUUCCUCGUCAACCCAAGCCCAUGGCAAUCGGUUCUGGAGACAAGAACUGCUGGAUAGACAGGAGUCACAACCCCCCAACGCCAUCCAGAAAGCUUAUGUUCACCCCAGUUGGAUUGCUCUGGCCAGAGAUUGGGGCGGUAACAAUAUCGCCAUCGACCUGGCACCCGGCCCAAUGGGCGGAUGGGGCCAAGUCAUUCUGUUUGGCCGCGAUUACGAUUGCAAGUAUGUUGUUGCGCGGUCGUGGGCACACUUUUUGGCCACGGUGGCAGAUGACCUGAGCACCGAGAAGGUCUUUGUCGAUGAGGAUACGGGCGAGCUGAAGCUGAAGGAAUUCAAGACCGAGACAGUCGAGCCUGCCUACAUGGAUAUCUUGCGUUGGAGGGCAGAUCAAAAAUAUGGGCGGAGAGGACCGAAACGGAGAUCUCAGCCAGCAGGAUUGAAUAACAGCUCAGUGGCACAGAACGGCCGGCACUCCCCUUACAACAGUCCAGUUGUUGGUGAAGAUCGAGGUCGGUCGCCUCACCGGUUUUCGCGGGGACCUACUGGCAGCCCGAGACAUACGGUCAGCAGUCCUCUGGCUCGCGUCCAAGAGGAAAUUGCACAACCGCAAGCCAUUCGUCCUGGUGGAGAUGUGGUAAGAGACUUCGCUGAAGCUACCGAAGAUUCAGUUAGUGAAGGCAAGAAACGAGCCACUCCCGCGCCCAUAGAUUCACAGGUGGCAACUUCCACCAAGCAAGCUGGAGAAAAGCUGGUCGACGUCUCGACACCCGCUUCGUUGAAGAGCGCAGAUUCGAAAGAUUUCCCCCCUACUCGACUCAACCGCGUCCUGACAGCUGGCAACAAUGAAACCAAAGACGACAAAUUGAAGGAGCCAGAAGCCGAGGUCAAGGGCUUAGGGGUUAAUGGGAUCGAGGAAGAAAUGAAGACGGUGGCGAUUUAA
Cladophialophora psammophila CBS 110553 is the source of this 1593-nucleotide messenger RNA. RefSeq lists its product as uncharacterized. Bases 1 to 1593 code for a protein of 530 amino acids. The record is from RefSeq and is a predicted model, not a curated record. Gene Ontology annotation, cellular component: mating projection tip. The transcript has a single exon. Gene Ontology annotation, biological process: cell wall biogenesis; regulation of fungal-type cell wall biogenesis. NCBI's taxonomy places the organism in Eukaryota, Fungi, Ascomycota, Eurotiomycetes, Chaetothyriales, Herpotrichiellaceae.